Molecule: messenger RNA, 666 nt
Organism: Cebus imitator (Panamanian white-faced capuchin)
Lineage: Eukaryota; Metazoa; Chordata; Mammalia; Primates; Cebidae
Product: translation initiation factor IF-2-like
Exons: 3
Coding region: 1-600 (199 amino acids)
Source: RefSeq, a predicted model, not a curated record
AUGCCAGUGACCCCUGUGAGGCCGUCGGUCUCCACGCCACGCUGGGCAGGGUCCGGGAACCAGCGCGCGGCGGCUUUCGCCUUCCGCUGCACGCCCGCACCUGGGCCCCGGUCGCCGCCAGGUGUCACGGGCGCGCCGCCCUGGUCAGCUCAGUCGGACCCACAGCCGCCUCCUCUGCCAGGCUCCCUCUUGCCAGCUGCCCCGAAAACCCAGAAGGGCCGGUGGCUCCGAGCCAAGGCGGGCCUGCGUGGAGGCCUCGGCGGCCCUCUGGCGCUGCGGGCUGGGGACUCCGGGUCCCCGGGACACGCGCUAGGGCGCGGGCCGCGGUGGCUACGGGCAGGGGGCGCAGCCGCGCUCCUUCCUCUCCGCCUGCGCCGCCUCCGCGCGCACUGGCUCUGCGCGGCGUGGCCCGGCCUGCGCGGCUGUCGCCUCCAUCCCGGCGGCCUCCGAGCCCGGCCGAGGUUGGUAGAGGAAGGCGGUGGGAACGCUCCCGGCCUCCCCCGGAGCGCUAGCUGGAGGCUGGCGCCGGGCGCGGAGGACUCCCGGUAUCCUUUGGCAGGCGGGCGCCUUGGCUCUGGGGACCCGCAGGAAUCAGUUUAGACUUGAAAUUCAGUUUUUCCUGAAACUGAUCAGAAGUUACCUUGAUUGGAUCCGUUUUCUUGUCAG